Messenger RNA from Pocillopora verrucosa, 4697 nucleotides. The record is from RefSeq and is a predicted model, not a curated record. NCBI's taxonomy places the organism in Eukaryota, Metazoa, Cnidaria, Anthozoa, Scleractinia, Pocilloporidae.
CCGAGAGUUGCAGGUGAAGCGAUUGGAGCUGUGUAGGUGCAUUUCAGCAACUUUAACUUUUCCGUUGAAGCGUACAUCUCACUACAAGCUGUUAACAGCCUCAGAUAAGGCCGAGCGAAAAGUAACCGAAGGGUUGGCCAGACGCAAAGCAAGUGUCAAUGGAUGCGACAGACAUCUUCCUGCAAGAGUUUAGCGCAGUUGAUGGUGUCUCUCAACCAAUAAACAGGCUAGAAAGGAAGCUCUUUGCGGCUAUACAAAAAGGAGAUCUGGAAAAAUUUAGGACUAUUCUUGACUUUUCCAAAACAAAAUGCGACCUGAAUUGUGUCAACAGCUCUGGUAAAACACUUUUACAAGAGGCAGUAGAUGUGGAAGAUGCUCCUGUCCGGAGCAGCAUAAUCAAGUCCUUACUGAGCGAAGGAGCUGACCUGGAUCUAGCCUUGUUAUACGUGGUACGCGUUGAUGACGUGAGAAGCUUGAAAAUUUUACUGAAAUUUUAUGGUCCUCCGUUGUCGGAACCUUUUCCACCUUUGUCUCCAUGCAUUAGAAAGUAUUCGAAACAAGAGCUCCACAUGACACCACUGAUCCUGGCGGCCUGUUUGAGGAAUUUCCAAAUUGUAAAGCUUCUUCUUGAGCACGGAUUUACCAUUUGUGAAUUGCAAAGUGAUUCUCAACGCCCCAUCGAAGUCGUCAGCGAGAAGCUGGGACCUGCCAUGCUCCGGUUGAACAGGUAUCGAGCUCUUGCAAGUCCUGUGUACAUGGCGGCUUCAUUUCUGCAAAACCCGUUCAGCGGUCCGGAUCCUGUUCAUCGCGCAUGUGUUCUUAACAAGAAACUGUCUGACAUCGCUGAGCAGGAGUAUGAAUUCAGAAAAGAGUAUUUGGCUCUCAGCGAUGGCUGUAAAGAAUUUGCCGUGGAUCUGUUGAAUGAAUGCCGCUCAAUGAAAGAGAUCAGGUGUGUUAUGGAGAUGCAGAAUGAAGAUAAAGCGCUGCCACACGUCCAAGGAAAGCUCAGUCUGAACAUUCUGGAGUUUGCCACUGUCACGGAAAAUGAAAAGUUCGUCAGUCAUCCUUACAGCCAGCUUGUGUUAAAUUCCGAAAUAUACAGAGAUGUCCCAUUCUUGGAGAAAAGUUCAUGGAAGCAGUUUAUCCUGAUAUUAUUGGCUUUCGUCUGGUAUCCUUUGUUCUUCAUGGUUUGGUUGGUGUUGGACACUUUUUUUCCGAAGCACGAAGUGUCAAGGAUGUUUCACUCUCCCUGCGUAAAAUUCCUUGUUCAUUGUGGUUCCUAUCAAACAUUUCUUUUCAUGCUGUUUUUGUCUUCAUUUAAAUUUCAGAGCGAUUUUCUACAGUACGCCAUAGCUGAUUGGGUAAUUUUCAUGUUUGUGCUCGGACAUAUCGUGGAUAUUGUCAAACAAUUCUACCACGUGGGAAGAGUCCGUUUCUUUUCCAGCCAUUGGAACUACCUGGCUGUUGCAACAGUGUUAUCAUUUGUUCUUCAUUACAUCUUUUGGUGGUCUGGUCGCUCAGUCCUUGUAAAGAAACUGGAAACUAUGACGUGGGCCAACCACGCCGAUGAAUUUUCGUACACGAUCGUAUUGGUCUCCGACUGUUUUUUUGCAGUGGCAAUCCUGCUGGCCUUUACUCAAAACCUGGCCUUUAUUCAGGCCAACGCGACAAUUGGUCCUCUACUGCAAGCUUUCAUGAGAAUGAUGUUUGAUGUAAUGAGAUUUUUCUUUUACUUUAUAUUUGUCUUUCUCGCGUUUGUGGUGAGCUUCACCAAGCUCUACUUACAGUAUGCUAAGGCCAGACAGUAUUUCCUUACGAGUUCAGGUGAUUCAAAUCAAACAGAUCCUCUUCAUCUUGAAAGUAUUUUAGACAGUACAAACACGAUCUUUUGGUCGCUGUUUGGUCAGAUAGACCCCAGCAGUUUCAAAAUCUCCGAAGCGGAGUAUGGUGUUAUUUGGAGAACUGGAAUGACCUUAUUUGGUGCCUUUAACAUCACAGCAGUGCUGGUAGCCCUCAAUAUGCUGAUCGCGAUACUCAACGACUCUUACGUCCAGAUAACGGCCAACUUGGAUGCUGAAUGGAAGUUAACAAGAACCAGAUUGUGGUUAAACUGGAUUUCCAAGAAGGGCGUUCUUCCUCCACCAUUCAACUUGGUGUAUUUGUUUGUUCCCAUCGUAUGCUUUAUUCAGCAUCUUAUCUCAGCUUGCUGCUCAGAGAGAGUCUUAUUACUUUGGAAACGACUUUUGAAAAAGAAACAAAAAAUCAGCUGGAAAGUUGACAGAAUUAACGAGAAGGAGAGACGAGAAGUGAUUCGCAGCCUUAUCCUAAGGAAUCUGGCGAAGAAAUCAUACCACACAGAGGCUGAAACUGAGCCAGUCGACUCCGACGAAGAAAAUGAGAACGAAGUGGCUGUUACCGUGUUAGAAGACAAUUGUUUACACACCAGCCAAGUAAGCAUAGAGAUUCUUCAGCCAGAGCUAGCAGUGAAUGGUAUUUGUUGGCAUCCAGUGAGUAAAGGGGAACGAAAGCUUUUGAAGGCAGUAGCAAGAGGAGAUUUGGAUAAAGUUAGAAUUGUGUUAGGUUCCUCACUGAAAUGCAGUGUAAACAGUGUAAACAACUCUGGUAAAACAAUUUUACAAAUUGCUUCAGAAUUAAUUGAAUCUACCGUCCGAAAUGACAUGAUUAACUUGUUACUUCAUGGUGGAGCCGACUUGGAACUCGCCUUGUUGCACGCCGUGCGCGAGAGUGAUGUGAGAGGUGUUGAAAUUUUGCUCCAGUUUCACGAUCCUUCAUCACCAAAGCGGAUGUCUCCGGAUUCAAUGAGCUUAAAAUACCAACGUCACUUCACGCCAUUGAUCCUGGCGGCCUGCUUGCAGAAUUUCAAAAUUGUAAAACUCCUCUUGGAACAUGGAUUCUCCAUUCCCAAUUUACCGAUUGAUUUAAAAAAGCCUGUUGGCUCAGAAAUCAACUUUGAUGGAAAACUGGGACUCACUUUGUUUCGUUUAAACAGAUACCGAGCUUUGGCAAGUCCCGUGUACAUGGCGGCGUCGUUUCUCCAAAACCCCUUCAGCGAUCCUGAUCCUGUCCAUCGCGCAUGCGCUCUUAGUAAGGAAUUGUCUCACAUGGCCGAACGGGAGCAUGAGUUCAGACAAGAGUAUUUGGAGCUUAGUGAUGGUUGUAAAGAGUUUACUGUGGAUCUGUUAAAUGGAUGCCGCUCAAUGAAAGAGAUCAGGUGUGUUAUGGAGAUGGAGAACGAAAAAAGUACACCAUUAAACACGGAUGGAGUGGUUUUGAACAUUCUGGAAUUUGCCAUAGUUACCAGAAAUGAAAAGUUUGUCAGCCAUCCUUACAGUCAGCUGGUAUUGAAGUCAGAAGCCCUCAGACAUGUCCCAUUCCUGGAAAACAGCCCAGGGAAAAAAUUUACAGUGGUGCUUUUAUCAUCACUUUUGUCUCCUUUGAUCUUUGCGAUUUGGCUUGCUUUCGAAACCUUUCUGCCCAGACACAAGGUAGCCAGAAUGUUCCAUUCACCUUGUUUAAAAUUUCUCACCAAUUGCGGAGCUUAUCAAAUUUUUCUUUUCGUGCUUAUUUUGACUUCGUUCCAACGAGACACGCAGUUCCUGGAAUAUUCCAUCACUGAUUGUAUUUUUGUGGCAUUCGUCAUCGGACACUUGGUAGAUUUUGUUAAAGAAGUUUUUCAACAAGGAAGAGUUCGCUUCUUUGCAAACAAAUGGAACUAUCUAGCUGUGGUUAGAGUGACCUUGUUUGUUCUUUGUUACGUCAUGGGUUGGUUUGCCCGUACAAGUAUUGUAGACAGAGGGGAUUCUUUGCAAUGGGAGAACCAUAGCGACGAUCGUUCCUACAAGGUUGUGCUGUUUUCCGAGUGUGUUUUUGCUGUGGCAAUACUUCUUGCAUUUGCGCACAACUUCUCAUUUAUCGAAGAAAAUGCCGUCAUGGGCCCAUUGUUACAAGCAUUCAUACUGAUGUUGUUUGAUGUAAUGAAGUUCUUCUUUUUUUUUGUUUUCGCUUUUCUGGCAUUUGUUGUGAGUUUCACGAAGUUAUACUUGCAGUAUGAGAAAGCUAAGGAUCAUUUUAUUUCAAGUAAAGUGAUCACAAACGAAACAGACCCCUUGCACCUAGAAAGGUUUUCAAGCAGUGUUUCCACCAUCUUUUGGUCUUUAUUCGGCCAAAUCGACCGUGACAAUUUUAAAAUCGACGAGACAGAAUAUGAAACAAUAUGGAGAACAGGCAUGGUGCUGUUUGGUGCGUUCAACAUUGUAGCAGUAUUAGUUGCUCUGAAUAUGCUAAUCGCCAUGUUGAAUGAAUCUUACACAAGGAUAACGACCAACUUAGAUACUGAGUGGAAUUUUACCAGAACAAAACUAUGGUUAAGCUGGCUUUACAAGAAAGGUAUUCUCACUUCCCCUUGUAAUCUUCUCUACCUGGUUCUUCCACUUUUUUGGGUUUUAAAGAAUCUUUUGGGAGUUUGCUGCCCAAGAAAAAUAAAGAGACGAGAAGUGAUGCGCCAUCUAAUCCUGAGGAACUUGGCUAAAAAGUCAUGUCAUUUAGAGUCUGGUAACGAGUCAGAUGAUUCGCACGAAGAAUAUGACAUUGAAAGCACCGUCUCAUUUCCGAACAAUGAUGGCACUGGAAACUUUUCCCAUAAGGAAAAUGGAUACACGGGAAAAACGUAUUUGUGA